Molecule: messenger RNA, 1263 nt
Organism: Colletotrichum abscissum
Lineage: Eukaryota; Fungi; Ascomycota; Sordariomycetes; Glomerellales; Glomerellaceae
Exons: 3
Coding region: 1-1263 (420 amino acids)
Biological process (GO): DNA replication, removal of RNA primer
Molecular function (GO): RNA-DNA hybrid ribonuclease activity; nucleic acid binding
Source: RefSeq, a predicted model, not a curated record
AUGCGCUCGCGACUUCAAGCUCUCUGGACAAAAGCUGUGGACGAACUUCAUCCCCGAGCUUCUGUAAGCUGUCGCCUUCUCUCAUCGGUACUUUUAAGACGACGAAACGCCACGACCUGGCGAGGCAGACCGGGCGACAUCCGCAACGGCUGCCGUGACACCCUACAGCUUCACGCAAGCUUCCUGAACGAGCGCGUCGACAUGCCUGCGGACAAAUCGAGGAAGCGCAAGGCGGACAAGGACCUGCAGAGAUACUACGCUGUGCGUGUCGGUCUCCGGCCAGGUGUAUAUUUGACUUGGCUCGAAUGCCAGAAGCAGACUGCUCAUCAAAAAGGAGCAAUAUACAAGUCUUUCUUCACACGCGAAGAGGCUCAGGCUUUUGUGGAAGGAAAGUUCGUACCAGCGCCAGCCGGGGAAAAGCCCGCUCCUCCGAGAUACUAUGCCGUCGCGCGUGGUCAUUUCACGGGCAUCUUCGUCAACGACUGGGAUACGGUUUCCCUAGCGAUCAAGGAUGCCAAAGGGCCUAAAUAUAAGAGAUUCGACACAUACACCGGCGCGUUGGAGUUCAUUAGGGAAUGGGGCAAUGAGGAAACGAUUGCCGGUGCUGAGGCCGGCGCCCUGAAUGCGGGUAUCAAGGUUCUGCCGAGGAAGCCAGCCACCAGCGCCGCAACGAAGGCCACGAAGGUGAAGAAGGAGAACGAUGAUGGGGUGGAGGAGGAGAUGGAGAAGGAAUCUGAAGACGAUUCCGUGAAACCGGAGGUACUGAACUUGCCGCAAAUCUAUAUCGACGGAGCUACGGCGGGCAACGGUACUCCCUCUGCCAGGGGCGGCGUAGGCGUCUACUUCGGACCCAACGAUGCAAGGAACAUAUCUGAACCCCUCGAAGGUGAACCACAAACGAAUCAGCGAGCAGAACUUACCGCCGUCCUUCGAGCACUCGAGUACACCUCGGUCACGCAGGAUGUCCAAAUCUGGACGGAUAGCGCAUACGCAAAGAACUGCGUCACUCGCGACUGCAAGAAGUGGAUGGCCAACGGCUGGAAGACUUUGAAAGGAUCCGUCAAAAACCAGGACUUGAUCAAGGCAAUAAUCGAUCAUCUCAACAGACGAGAGGCUGCAGGGACAAUAACGAGCAUCGACUGGGUGAAGGCUCACACCACAGAGGAAGACCCAACAUCUGUAGGCAACAGGGCUGCGGAUGAGCUCGCCACGGCCGGUGCAAGAAAGACUUUGCCAACGAAGUCAAGAAGAAAGCUCAAGUGA